Ophidiomyces ophidiicola is the source of this 639-nucleotide messenger RNA. RefSeq lists its product as uncharacterized. NCBI's taxonomy places the organism in Eukaryota, Fungi, Ascomycota, Eurotiomycetes, Onygenales, Onygenaceae. The record is from RefSeq and is a predicted model, not a curated record. Bases 1 to 639 code for a protein of 212 amino acids. The transcript has 5 exons. Gene Ontology annotation, molecular function: protein-arginine omega-N monomethyltransferase activity. Gene Ontology annotation, biological process: peptidyl-arginine methylation.
AUGAGCCGAGAGGUCUCUCAGUCGGCUCCAAAGACCUACGUGGUCGAACACCUCGACCCGGAACUCGGCCCAUGGUCAGCGCUGGAGUACGGGUGUAUUGCCGAGGAAUCCAGCAAAGCUGGCGCCAAGUUCAUGCUCACUUCCGUUCCGGAGGCGUUACGGCUUCCGCCUAACUUGGCGGCGAUGAGCAGCUUACAGGUGGAGCACCGUAGUGUUGAAGAGGUGUUUGCCGUUGAAAAGCCCAGGGUGUGCCUUUUAGACCCUGCAGCAAGUUCAGAACUCUCGCCGCAAGAUGGGGCCACUUUUGACGUUUUUCUUUUCGGAGGAAUACUUGGUGAUGAUCCCCCACGAGAUCGCACCUCAGAACUACGCAAGAAAGGUUACGCCGGCAGAAGGCUAGGGCCAAAGCAGAUGACUACAGACACUGCUGUUAGAGUAACUCGGAUUGUCGUCGAGGACAAAGUUCCUCUGGACAAGAUCGAUUGGGUUGAUUAUCCAGAGUUGCGGCUCGACGUACAUGAGACGACUGAAAUGCCCUUCAGAUAUGUGAAAGGCCAAAACGAAGAGCCUAUUAUGCCGGAGGGAAUGAUCGAUCUCAUUAAGAAGGAUGCAGAUAAAGGGUUGGAAGAUCUCCUAUGA